GGAUGAGACUUCAGUGAGACCAUCGCGGGGAGACACGUCGCACACCUGACCGGGAGAUAGAUGGAGGGACUCGGAGCUGACGCAUCCUACCGCUUCACCUCCUCUCGUGGUCCACGGGGGGAGCGCGCUUGUAAGCUGAUUUGACCCGGCGAGGGGAUGCUGAAUACCUCUCCGGGAUUAGAGAGGGGUUUAUUGGGUGAACAACAAUGUCCCGCGGCUCGGUCCGGCACUCCCGGCUAUUGUUCGUGCGGCGGCGGACGCACGGUGCCUCCUCUCGGUCUCCUCCGGUUCGUCUCCAGUAAGCCGUAAAAGCUCCGUGUGUCUCCUCCUACUCGCUGCUUUCGCUCCGGUCAGCCACCCGGCGUUGGAGAGGAUAAUAUGACUUCCUGGCUGCGCACAUACGUCCCUGUGCGCCUCCUGCUCCUCUGCUGCCUGACCGUCGCUCUGUGCGCAGGAGCCUCCAGCGCCGGUGCCAGUGCGUGUUGGUCGCCCAGCGUCGCUUCUUGCACAGAUUGUCUCAGACGUGGACCACAGUGCGCCUGGUGUUUCAAGGAGGACUUUCUGAAUGGAGUGGGGCUGAGCCAACGCUGCGACCUGCCGGCGAACCUGCGCAGGAGAGGCUGUGGACCGGAGUUCAUGGAGCAGUCGGAGACCAAGGUGGAGGUCAACGCCACGAUCAGCAGCACACAAGUGGCCCCACGAGACAUCAGGAUCACCCUCAGACCAGGUUCAGAGGCCAGUUUCAUAGUCUCCGUGAAGCAGCUGGAGCGUUACCCCGUGGAUCUGUACUACUUGGUGGAUGUGUCGGCUUCGAUGCAGGAAAACCUGGAUCACCUGAAGACGGUGGGCGUAGCUCUGUCCCUGCGUAUGACGGAGCACUCUUCAGACCUUUGGCUUGGUUUUGGCUCGUUUGUGGACAAGCCUGUCUCCCCUUACAUCAAUGUCCAUCCCUCAAAGAUCAGCAACCCCUGCAGCGAUUAUGAGAUCCGCUGUCGUCCAGCCCACGGCUUUCACCACGUACUUAGUAUGACUGGGAACGUAACAGAGUUCACUCGUGUGAUCAAGCGCCAGCGCAUCUCCGGUAACAUGGACACACCUGAAGGAGGGCUCGAUGCUAUGCUGCAAGCUGCUGUCUGCCAGGGGGCGGUAGGUUGGAGGCCGGAGGCAAAACGUCUGUUGCUCCUGAUGACCGACCAACCAUCUCAUCUGGCUCUGGACAGCCGGCUGGCGGGGAUCGUCACGCCUCACGACGGCCUGUGUCACCUGGAGAACAACGUCUACACGGGGAGCACCAGGAUGGACCAUCCGAGUUUGGGUCAGUUGUCCGAUAAGCUGCUUGAAAACCACAUGUACUCCAUCUUUGCUGUGGAGAAGCAGCAGUACCAGUGGUAUGAGGAGUUGGUGCGCCUGCUUCCUGGUUCCUACCUGGGAAAGUUAGGCCUCUUCCAGGCUCCGAACCUGAUAGAGCUGGUGGUGGCUGCAUACAAGAGGCUGCUGUCAGAGGUGGCGGUGGCCGUGUCGGUGCAGGAUGAGGCAGUCAGCAGGUACUGGGUGUCUGUAUCUCCAAUCUGUCCUGACGGAGCCACUGCUAAGGACCGGAGCUGCUCGGGGGUGCAGCCAGGCCAGACGGCCUACUUCAACAUCACCAUUGGUCAGCACUCCUGUCCCGACGACGGUGAGGAUGAAGACAUAACAGUGAUGGUCCACCCUGUGGGUUACAACGAGUCCACUGUCGUCAGGGUCCACUCUAAAUGUCAGUGCAGUUGUGGACCAGUUGGACGUUGCCAUGACGACAACCAAUCACCUUGCACACGAACCCAAGAAGGUUCCCGUCAGGAGCUGAGGCAGGAGCAAGGACUGAUGAAGGACUCAAGCACAGACCCGAACUGGAGCUGCAGAGCAGAUGGGUCUGACGUGGAGUGCAGCGGCCGAGGAGUGUGCGACUGCGGGAGGUGUGUGUGCGAGCAGAGCAGGCUCGGGACGGUGUACGGGAAAUACUGCGAGAUGGACGAUUUCUCCUGUCCGUACGAAGGGGGGCUGCUGUGUGGAAGUCGAGGUGUGUGCGCGUCAGGCGAAUGUGUGUGUGAGGACGGCUGGACAGGUGAGAGCUGUGGCUGUCCCGUCUCCACGGCGACCUGCCAGUCGCCGAACGGCUUGCUUUGCAGCGGGCGAGGCAGGUGUGUGUGCGGCAAAUGUGUGUGUGACGACCCCCAACACUCCGGAGACUUCUGUGAGAGAUGUCCAGCCUGUCAAAGCAGCUGCCAGUCGCACUGGAAGUGUGUUGACUGCCACCUCUCCCAUGGCCUCACACAAAACGAGGUGGGACACUGCAACAACACCUGCGCUCCGCUGGUCGGCUACACGGAUGAUGCAUCAGGUCAAGCAGGAGAGAUGUGGAUUCAGUGCAUGUACAUCAGCAAGGACAGCUGUCGCUAUCGCUUUCAAACCAGCUCUCAGUCCGGUCGGACGCAGCUCCACAUCAGCACAAGACCAGAGUGUGUCAGCAGCGGGCGCCUGGUGGGAACGUUCCUGAGCGUGUGCGCCCUGACGGUGCUGUGCGGCCUGGUGGUGGUGGCCGUGUCCCGGCUGCUGCUGCAGAAGAGGAGCCUGUCACCAGGGGGCGCUGCCGAAGACGGCGGCUACCACUGCACUGGAAAGGAUCUGUCAUACAUUCCAACAACCAACGAGAAGACAGUGACCUACAGGAGGGACCGUCCACCCGACCGCCCCGUGGAGAUGCACAUCCAGGUUCCCAAGAUGCCCCUGGGUGACCCCUGGCAGUGCUAGGCAGAGGUCAAAAGAUCAGAAGGAAGGGCGGCAGAGACAUACAGAAGGCGAGCUGGACUAAAGACUUCUUUUCUUGCCUCUUAACCUUUCCUAAAACCAGCUGCACCACAGCGACCACGACGACGGUAAAUCAAGCAAUGAAACCUCCACGGAAUUAUAUUUGUCAAACAAACAGACCAAACUCUCGCAGGCUGUGCGACUAACGUGGGCCGCUAUCCUGGAAAUCGAACAAAGAGCACAAGCCCUCCACCUCUUCUUCCUCUGUAGCAGCAGGGAGGCUACUUCUUCUACAGGGUAAAAGGUGACCAUUCCUCACUUUUUAGCCACGCAGCGAUGACGGCUCUAACUUAUGAGUGUGUGUGUGUGUGUGUGUGCGUGAGUGCGUGCAAGUAGGUGCAUGUGUGCUUUCUAUUUAUAAUUUUAUAGUGAAAACACUACAUGUGAUUGUUGCGAGAAUCCAACUGUACUGUCUCCCUGUCUUAGUCUGCCCCCGUGUGGUCAGCAUAAUGUACGACACUUUGUCUCAAAUAAUACACGUUACUGACCUCAGCUGUAUUGCCAUCGCUACACCAAUGACUUUGUAUGCCUUUUUUUUAAAAUUUGUUUUUAAUUUGAUUACAGUUUCAGUCAUGUGCGGCAUACCUUGUCUUUCAGCAUUUUCAAAUGUUUCUCUGUUGUAUUUUGUUUUUUUUGUUAACCAAUCAGCUGCAUUGCAAAUUAUUUUGUGGCAUUUUUCUAUCAUGAGAUUAUAGUUUCAUAUGACAGGCUGUUGUUAAUAAUCUGGUUAGACUUGCACUAGAGCAAUUGUUUUGCAUUAUACUACUGAAUACUGUGGGGUCUCUGGGGCAGGAGGGUUGCAACGGCGGGUGUGAAGCGAUCCGUUCGCUUAGUGUUGGGCAUUAAAAUGCAUUUAAGUGCAUUGGAAGCUAAAUCCACUGGAACACUGGAAUAACAAAGGAGUGAGAAUCAUAUUUAAAAUACCGACGUACUAACAAUUAAUGGCAAAUGCAUCAUGAAACGCCUGAACAUGUGACCUCUACAUCAGAACUGUGUGUCUGCGUUCACCUGCUGAUCUGAGAAACGGUACAAAGCAGCUCUGAAGGUACUGAGAUCAGAGGUGGAAGUUAGCUCCUCACAUUCCUCGCACACUAGAUCUUCUGAAUCCAGAGUUGCCAGUUGCAUGGCAUGUUGUAAGACUUUUGCUUGCCCAAUCCUGUUCCUCUUUUUGAUUUGUUUUUAUUUAACACAAUGUUGUUUACAGCAAUAGCUGCUCUAUUUUACUGUAAGUUUUGAACACUAAUGGCUAUUUAUUGUGAUUCUGUUCUAUUUUCUUUUUUUAUUCGAUAUGUUCAUUGUUGAUAUUUUUAUGAGAAGGCUAUUUGAGAUACAGGUAGCGAGUACUGUUGGCGGUCUCUAUCUCUAAACUAUGAGAAUAAUUCAGCAAUAAGGUAAUAAUCAUCUCAUCUAACCGGGCAUUGAGUUCGGAGUAACAACAGCACUUUUUUUUAUUUUAAUGUAGUUUUGCUGUCAAUUAAUGUGACUAUUGUGUAGCAUGACUGUUUCCAUCACAAUAAAAAUGUGCAAGAUUUUUUUAAUCA
Stegastes partitus (bicolor damselfish) is the source of this 4385-nucleotide messenger RNA. RefSeq names its product integrin, beta 8 (gene itgb8). The record is from RefSeq and is a predicted model, not a curated record. Lineage: Eukaryota; Metazoa; Chordata; Actinopteri; Pomacentridae. Bases 379 to 2787 code for a protein of 802 amino acids. Gene Ontology annotation, biological process: integrin-mediated signaling pathway; cell-cell adhesion; cell migration. Gene Ontology annotation, cellular component: focal adhesion; cell surface; integrin complex. The transcript has 16 exons. Gene Ontology annotation, molecular function: integrin binding.